AUGAGCUCGCUUGUGCAGCUUAAAGCACAGAACGAAAGCCGACUGGCGGAAGAGAAGCGGCUGAUUGAUCGUCGACGGAACGUCCUCGUCAUGAUGCUGCAGCAUUGUACGGAGAAUGGGUAUCUGCAAACAGCCGAAAAGCUCCAGCAAGAGGCAGGUGUCGCUCUCUCCAAGUUCGAAGUUGUCGAGAACAUCGAUCUGCUGCGUAUCGUACAAGAGUACGAAGAUUUCCAAGAGAUCAAGUUCGGUAAACGCCCCAAGCUAGUUCGCCGCUUAUCGCCUGAUGAACAGGACAGAGCGCGGUCAGCUAACGACAAGAAAGCAGCAGCUACAGCCAAACGGGCGCGACGUAAUGAGUAUACAUCGCCAAACAUGCCAACGGAAGCGCGAGUGGAGAAUAAUGUUGCGAUGCGAGUCGUCCACAACAGCGCCAACAACGCUAGUAAUGUAGCUGCUUCUAGACCUACUAAAGAAGCAAACCAGGCUCGAAACGAUGAUUCAGCCGUUGAUCUCGGACUCGUCGGACAAAAGCCGGCACAGAAUCAGACUCGCAAUUCCAAGUCCGGCGUCUCAAAGAAAUCCCAACCAACAGAUGAGCAGCAACACGAAGAGAGUGUAGAGGAACGACUUUUAAAACCUUUGUCAUCCUUUGCUUACGACUUGGAACUUCGACCAUUAGCGGAGACUAUCACACGCGAGAUCUACCAAAAGAACCCGGACGUCCGGUGGAACGAUGUCAUCGGUCUACAGGAGACCAAACGGUUGUUGAAAGAGGCUGUCGUCAUGCCACUCAAAUAUCCGCAGUUGUUCCAGGGCUUACUCUCACCCUGGACUGGCAUCUUGCUCUAUGGUCCACCUGGAAAUGGCAAGACGAUGCUGGCCAAGGCUGUGGCGACUGAGUGUCGAACCACUUUCUUCAACAUCUCCGCCUCGUCCAUCGUGAGCAAGUACCGAGGUGACUCGGAGAAGCUCAUUCGGAUGUUGUUCGAGCUAGCGCGACAUCACGCGCCAUCCACGAUUUUCUUGGAUGAGAUCGACUCGAUUAUGGGCCAGCGAGAUAGUGGAGGAGGAGGCCAAGAGCACGAGGCUAGUCGUCGCAUGAAGACUGAGCUGCUGAUCCAGAUGGACGGUCUCACCAAGACUGACGACGUUGUCUUUGUGCUAGCAGCCAGUAAUUUACCAUGGGAUCUAGACGCUGCGAUGCUGAGGCGGCUUGAGAAGCGCGUGCUAGUAGAUUUACCAUCAGCAAAGGCUCGACAGGCACUCUUCGCCUCGCUGCUGGAGCCCUAUACGCCAAACACCUUCGACUUUAACGAGGCUGUGAAGCUGACAGAGGGGUACUCUGGCACUGAUAUUAAGCUAGUAGCGAAAGAAGCCUGUAUGGCACCUGUGCGCCGGUUGAUGGAGAAAUUGGAGGCCACUGAUAGCUCUGAAGCUCUUCCUACAGGCAGUAAUCAAGGCCGCGACGCAUCUGCAGCGGACUGGAGGGAAAUGCUGGGUUAUGUACAACCAGAAGAUCUUCUUGCAGCACUGCAGAGAACCAAGCCGUCAGCACAGCAGCUACUAAGGAGAUAUGAGCAAUGGCAGAUCAAGUUCGGGUCUACAUGA
Messenger RNA from Phytophthora nicotianae INRA-310, 1608 nucleotides. RefSeq lists its product as hypothetical. NCBI's taxonomy places the organism in Eukaryota, Oomycota, Peronosporomycetes, Peronosporales, Peronosporaceae. Gene Ontology annotation, molecular function: ATP binding; ATP hydrolysis activity; protein binding. The transcript has 3 exons. The record is from RefSeq and is a predicted model, not a curated record. Bases 1 to 1608 code for a protein of 535 amino acids.